Messenger RNA from Meleagris gallopavo (turkey), 554 nucleotides. Lineage: Eukaryota; Metazoa; Chordata; Aves; Galliformes; Phasianidae. The record is from RefSeq and is a predicted model, not a curated record.
AUCUGAGCCCCAGUCGCACUUGUGCCGGAGCAGCUCAUGACCGCUCUACCACAGAGCCCACUCGUCCCACUGCCUGCCCCAGGACAUUGAAGCACAUGGUGGGAUUGCCCAUGUCACUGUCCUGGUAGAGCUGGGUUAAUGCAGGCAUGCCGGAGGAUACAGUUUCACAACCGCAGGCUGUACACAGCCAACUGGAGAAGCCAUCAAGUACUGCAAUUCUCUGCAAUACCUGUGGAAAACCAUGCAAAGGAGAAGUUUUGAGAGUUCAGAACAAAUAUUUCCAUAUUAAGUGCUUUGUUUGCAAAGCUUGUGGAUGUGACCUGGCUCAAGGAGGAUUUUUUGUGAGACAGGGAGACUACAUCUGUACUUUGGACUACCAGAGACUCUAUGGCACACGGUGCUUCAGUUGUGAUGAAUUCAUUGAGGGAGAAGUGGUCUCAGCACUGGGCAAAACCUAUCACCCAGACUGUUUUGUGUGUGCUGUUUGCAGGUAUGUGUUCUAUGAAGUUGUAUUUCAUUUGAAAAACAGAUUUUGAAAGAGUAAUGCUAGGCAU